AUGAAGAUCGUUUUUGUUCUAGCUGCUAUAAUUGCAAUUUUGGCUACUGCUUCGGGGCAAUCAGAUGUUCCACAAAAUUGGGAUAAUGAUGAUGAUGACUGGGGCAAUGCUGAGAAAGAAGACGAUGGUGAGGAUGAGAACAAAUUCGAGAACGUUAACGAGAAUGACGACGAUAUCAAGAAUGGGAUCGAGAAAAAAUUUGAGAACGUAGAAAAGAAUGACGACAAUAUCAAGAAUGGGAUCGAGAAAAAAUUUGAAAACGUAAACAAGAAUGAUAACGAUAUCAAGAAAGAAAUCGGGAACAGAUCUGAAACUGUAAACGAGAAUGACGACGAUAUCAACAAUGAGAACGAGAAGAGAUUUGAAAACGUAAAAAAGAAUGACGACAAUAUCAAGAAUGAGAUCGGGAACAGAUUUGAAAACGUGGAAAAGAAUGACGACGAUAUCAAGAAUGAGAUCGAGAACAGAUUCGAAAACGUAAACAAGAAUGAUGACGAUAUCAAGAAAGAAAUCGAGAACAGAUUUGAGAAUGUUAACGAAAAUGACGACGAUAUCAAGAAUGAGAACGAGAAAGGAUUGGAAAACGUAAGGAAGAAUAACGAAGAUAUCAAGAAUGAGGUCGAGAAUAGAUUUGAGGUAAACGGAAAUGACAACGACAUCAAUCAUGAGAAAGAGAAUAACAUGAAUAAUGUGAACAACGAGAACAACGAGAACAACAAGAUCAACGAGAACAACAACAACAACGAAGACAAUAAGGACAACAACGAUGACAACACGAACAACAAUGAUGAUAACAAGGAGAAGGACAACAACGGGAAAGAAAAUGAGAACGACAACAAACCAAUUUGGUGGACAGGAGUGUUGGAAUAUUAUAUGAAUCCUAUCCAAGUACUGUGAUAACAGAGGAAAAUAUAUCACGAAAUAGUGGACAAGAUGUUGAAGGAGUUGAACUAGACAGCAGAAGAUGGUGGUUGCAAGAUAUAUGGUUCCAAUAGGAGAACCCAGAGAAUCUAUCUUAUACAUAAUAUGUCAAGGUGUCAACAUUGCAUUGCUCUUU
Phaedon cochleariae (mustard beetle) is the source of this 1057-nucleotide messenger RNA. The record is from the annotation of a GenBank genome assembly. Lineage: Eukaryota; Metazoa; Arthropoda; Insecta; Coleoptera; Chrysomelidae.